AGGCCCUGGUGCGUUGUUCUCGCGAAGGAAUGCGGGUUUUGGUUGAAAACAGUCCAUUGUCGGACCCCCAUGCAGCUCUUGUCUCUCCCACUUGGCGCUCGCCGCGCCCCGAUGUCUCUCUCUUUCUGAUCCUUUAUCGCUUGCAAGACACACAGCGGCAAGGUAGGUCAAUGGCGAAGGACAAGAGCCGCAGCAAGGAGCAGGUGACUCGUGAGUACACCAUUCACCUGUCCAAGCGGCUGCACAAGACCAGCUUCAAGAAGUGCGCCCCCAAGGCGGUGAAGGAGAUUCGCAAGUUUGCCUCCAAGGUGAUGGGCACGUCCGACGUGCGCCUGGACGUGAAGCUCAACAAGGCUGUGUGGAGCAAGGGCAUUAAGAACGUGCCCACCCGCCUGCGCAUCGUCAUCAGCAGGCGGCGCAACGACGACGAGGACGCCAAGGAGGAGAUGUACUCGUUCGUGACCGUUGCCGAGGACCAGAGCACCAAGGGCAAGGGCACCGUCGUGGUGCAGGACGCGUAAGCCAUACGCCGCAAGUGUGUAACUCUUUCUGUGG
Chlamydomonas reinhardtii is the source of this 555-nucleotide messenger RNA. Its product is annotated as ribosomal protein L31. Gene Ontology annotation, cellular component: ribosome; cytosolic large ribosomal subunit. The record is from RefSeq and is a predicted model, not a curated record. Gene Ontology annotation, biological process: cytoplasmic translation. Bases 30 to 521 code for a protein of 163 amino acids. The transcript is spliced from 4 exons. NCBI's taxonomy places the organism in Eukaryota, Viridiplantae, Chlorophyta, Chlorophyceae, Chlamydomonadales, Chlamydomonadaceae. Gene Ontology annotation, molecular function: structural constituent of ribosome.